GCAUUGCUUAAGUAUGCUCUUGCCACGAUAUAAACAUGGAGUAUGGGAGAUGCAAACAAUCAUACCUUAUAUUCUUGCUUUCUACUGUCAGAUUCAAUAGCUACUUUAGAAAGGUUGAAGACUUCUUGGUUAACAUACCUUCCAAGAAAAGAAAAGGAUAUCUUUCAAAGAUUUUCAAUAUCUAUUUCCUAAUUUAGUAACUUACAUUCUUACCACGCUUGGGAUUAAUCUAUUUUUUUUCAUCCUACCCAUUACAACAACACCUUUAUCUCUAGAUAAAAUUUUAGCAGAUGGACCAACGAGAUUUCCAUCCUCAACCUCUGGGCAUCUGCCACAAGCUCUAUUAUUUUAUCACCAAAACUCUAGCUUCUCAAGCUUUGAAGACAGUAACUUUAGGGCGUUCUACACCUUACAAUUCAACCUCAACUGCACCAAAAGGUUCUGAAUCUGAAGCAAACAAGGUGGUAAGAUCAGAGACAUCGUGUAAUAAAGCUGAAGAUAGGGAUUCCACGAGCACGAACAUUGAUAUUGCGGCAAGAUUGGCAAAAAAGGCAAACAAGGUGGUAAGAUCAGAGACAUCGUGUAAUAAAGCUGAAGAUAGGGAUUCCACGAGCACGAACAUUGAUGUUGCGGCAAGAUUGGCAAAAAAGGCGUCUCUAAGGAAAUCUGUAAGCAUAAGUGACAAUGUGGAAGAGAUUCUGCCGAAUAAAAGGAACAAAAAGAGGAGCAAGUCCUUCCAAAAAUCAAGUUCUCUGGAUCAAGAAGAAGAACCAAAGCCUCUACGUUCAAUUCUGAAAGUGGAUUCCGAUCUCAAGGACAAAUUUAGUUCAAUUUGUUGAUUUAUUUAUCUUGGUUGAAAUAAUAAUAUAUGUUAUGUAACAUCUCUCUAUGCAAUGAGAAUCUACAUAAUAUCUUCUUUCUUUUUAUUAUUUUUAUUUUUAAAUAAACGUAUAUAUCGCUCUA
Vicia villosa (hairy vetch) is the source of this 963-nucleotide messenger RNA. RefSeq lists its product as uncharacterized. The record is from RefSeq and is a predicted model, not a curated record. Lineage: Eukaryota; Viridiplantae; Streptophyta; Magnoliopsida; Fabales; Fabaceae. The transcript has a single exon. The coding region runs from base 291 to 839 and encodes 182 amino acids.